Messenger RNA from Vigna radiata var. radiata (mung bean), 866 nucleotides. Its product is annotated as eukaryotic translation initiation factor 1A. The record is from RefSeq and is a predicted model, not a curated record. Gene Ontology annotation, biological process: translational initiation. The coding region runs from base 136 to 573 and encodes 145 amino acids. NCBI's taxonomy places the organism in Eukaryota, Viridiplantae, Streptophyta, Magnoliopsida, Fabales, Fabaceae. The transcript has a single exon. Gene Ontology annotation, cellular component: cytoplasm. Gene Ontology annotation, molecular function: translation initiation factor activity; RNA binding.
AUCAGAACACAAAACACCACACGGCACUCUAUUAUCUGUGGUGUGUUUGGGAGGAGAAGGGAGAAAAAAGAAGGAACGAAAUCGAAAGAGAGAUAAGAGAGGGGUUAGGGUUAGGGUUAGGGUUGAGUUUUUAGGAUGCCGAAGAACAAGGGAAAGGGAGGUAAGAACAGGAAGAGGGGAAAGAACGAAGCGGACGACGAGAAGAGGGAGUUGGUGUUCAAGGAGGACGGUCAGGAGUACGCGCAGGUCCUCCGCAUGCUCGGCAACGGUCGAUGUGAGGCCAUGUGCAUCGACGGCACCAAACGUCUCUGCCACAUCCGCGGCAAGAUGCACAAGAAGGUCUGGAUCGCCGCCGGUGACAUCAUCCUCGUCGGCCUCCGGGACUACCAGGACGACAAGGCUGACGUCAUCCUCAAGUACAUGCCCGACGAAGCCAGGCUCCUCAAGGCCUACGGCGAGCUCCCCGACACCACGCGCCUCAACGAGGGCAUUGGCGCCGGCUUGGACGAGGAGGAAGAUGCCACCGCCAACGACUACAUCGAUUUCGAAGACGAGGAUAUCGAUAAAAUCUAAUCUCCACCACCGUCGCCAUUAUUAUCUAUAUAAUAAUAUAUCUCUAGAAUUUGUACUCGUGUUUCUAUUUGCUUCCUUGCAUCUCUCGUCACUUUACAUCUCGGUGUUGGAUUUUAUUUUAUCAUGCGCUGUUGUUCAAUAACUCAGAUAUUUUCGACUGUCAUGUCAUCCCAUUUUUGUUUCGUUAUUAUUGUGCUACUGCUGCCGCUGCUAUGUAUUUUAUUUCCAUGCUGUUUAAUUAGAGCCUCGUGGAUUGGAUUAUUGGUACAAAGUAUAACUGGAAAAAAGUUGAA